Molecule: messenger RNA, 1055 nt
Organism: Paramecium octaurelia
Lineage: Eukaryota; Ciliophora; Oligohymenophorea; Peniculida; Parameciidae
Source: the annotation of a GenBank genome assembly
AUGUAUUUGUACUGUUAAUAUGAGAGAACAUAUAGACUCAGGAUUAGGUGGUUUGCAGUUGAUGAUCAAAGAAUAUAAGUUAUCAGUUAGUUUAACUUGAUUCCGCCUCAGAAUCUCAGUUAUUAUUAUGCUAAUGCUAAUUGUGAUACUUAUUUCAUUUCAAUUACAAGUUUUAGUUCGAUAGGGCCUACAGAUGUUUAACUAUCCGUAAGUUUUAAUUAUAUUAUACAGGUUUUCUUCACCCCUCCAAAUAUUGUUUCUCUUUAUAAUCACUAUUCUAUUGGAAAAUCAGAAAACUUAAUCUCUCUUGGGUAUUAAAUUGUUUUAGGAAUCGAUGAAUUCUUCAUUAAAUCUAACUCAAUCUUAGCGCUGACAAAUUAUUCUUCUAAUGUAUAUGAUCCUAAUCAAGCAGAUCGAGUAGAGUUUUAUCCAUUUAGCGGUAUGGCUUUUCAGGAUUCAUUUAUAUUACAAUGGCUUGUAGUUAUAGAUAACAAUGGUGUUGGUACAAAAUAUUAGAUAAAUGAUUGUAAAAAUUAAAUUAUUAACAAUUUUUAGGGGGAGCAGGAUAUACUCCAAAUUAUCACAAUAAAGUUCGAAUGUUGAAAUCUUUUACCAAAUUGGCUUAACCUAUUGUGUGCAAUUUUAUUAGAUUUUCUUCAAAACUUGAAUAUAGAGGUUUGCCUAGGCCCAUGUUUUCAAUUGAGUUCACUAAUGAUUAAACUGUUUUUACAGCAAGUGCAUAUCAUACAAUAAACAAGUCGAUUUCUAACAUAGAAUUAAAAAUUAAUUGCAAUUGUAUCACUGGUAAAAAGAUAAAAAGUAAAUUGUUUAAAUGUCAGAAUUGUCCUGUAAGCUAAACUUAUUAUUAAUUUGAACAUUCCUGUUAUGGAGCAAUUAAUCUAUUAUUUAUUAAUGCUCGAUUCAUAACCUAAACUAAUGCUAUUUAAGAACUAUUAAUUGAUAUUACAACUUCAACUUGUAAAAUUACUUAAUUAAUCUACAAUCAAAAAUUAUCAACAUUUGUUAUUGUUGAUAUAUAAAUGAUUGAUGGUUGA